AUGAGUUUUACUCACACCGGAAUCACUGAGCAGGUGCUCACCUACAAGGCGCCAGACCCGCAACCCGCCCACUUCGAGCCUCCCAAAGAUCGGGCCUUCUUCGCUGAUCCGGAGAAGAAAGCUCUCCUCUCUGCGGCCAAAGAGAUUCGACAUCUGACUCCGUACAUCGGAACUGAGCUUGUUGGUGUGCAACUCAGCCAGCUCACCGAUGCCCAGAAGGACGAGCUUGCCCUGCUCGUGUCUGAGCGCGGCGUGGUGUUCUUCCGGGACCAGGAUCUUGAGCUUGAGCAGCAACACACGUUGACUAAACACUAUGGCAUUCAAGACCGAGACCCCAAUCAGCAGGACCCUAGGCAUGUCACAAUUCUCGGACACAACCACGACAUCCGCCAAUAUGGCGAUAAUGGGGGUGAAUUCCACUCUGACCAUUCGCACGAGCUCAACCCGCCAGCAUACACGAUGCUACGAAUGGUCAGAACUCCACCAACCGGUGGUGACACCAUCUUCACCAGUCAGACUGCGCUAUAUGAUAAACUGAGCCCUACUUACAAACACCUGUUUGAUGGCCUUACUGCCGUCCACAGCUCGGAGGCUCAGUAUAUCAACUCGUUGAACCGUGGGUAUCAGCCAUUCCGCGCUCCCCACCGAGUGACACAUCCAUUGGUCCGCACUCACCCCGUCACCAAAGUGAAGUCCCUCUUCUACAAUCCGUCCUUCGUCAUUCACUUCCCCGAGCUCAAGGGCCAGGAAAGCGUACAUCUGCUCCACUUCCUGCGCGACCAUCUCCAUUCGGCUGAUGACCUUACCGUUCGAUGGAAGUGGACUCCCGGCAGCGUCGCCUUCUGGGACAACAGAGUUGUCGCCCAUAGAGCCGUUCCCGGCGGCUAUGACCCGUCUCUCAGAGAGGGGAAGCGCACUGCUAUCUUUGGCGAAAAGCCAUUCUUGGACCCUGAGGGGCUGUCUUUGAGCGAGGCUAUCGACGCACCUAACGGCGAUAUUGCUAAUGCCCAGAUUCACCAGAGCGUGAAGCUUCACUUCAGUAACUUGAAGCUGGCUUAG
Molecule: messenger RNA, 1059 nt
Organism: Capronia epimyces CBS 606.96
Lineage: Eukaryota; Fungi; Ascomycota; Eurotiomycetes; Chaetothyriales; Herpotrichiellaceae
Exons: 6
Coding region: 1-1059 (352 amino acids)
Cellular component (GO): cytoplasm
Molecular function (GO): 2-oxoglutarate-dependent dioxygenase activity
Source: RefSeq, a predicted model, not a curated record